AUGUCACAGUACAAGGCUACUGAUAAUGAUCCUGUGCCUCGCAGGGCAAGCAAUGACCAAGAACACAGAGAAGGGAACCAUUCACCACUUGGUCAUUCUACAAGAUUACGCGAUGAAGAGCCACAUCCAACAUCAUCACGCAGUGUUCCUCGAGAGGACUUGGAUUCUGCCACUGCAUCCUCUUCAGCAUCAACCGACAGGUUAGAAACACAACCCUUAUUGGAUCCCGACGAUCCACAAGUUUCGCCAUUGAAUCUUGAUCGGAUUAAAAUCUUGAAAUUGGUGCAACUGAUUCUUGUUAUUGUCAACUUGGUCCUUUUCAUAAUUUUACUAUUUAGUGAAUUUUUUGCAAUCCCUGGCUUCAACAAUCGCGGGAAAUCGUUUUUGGAGAUGGACUUGGCAUUAAUUUGUUUAUUCAUCAAUCUGGUGAAUAAUUUCUUCUUUGUUAUACCUGCAAAAAUUGAACGAGUUAUUGGAUAUGUAGUGUCCGGAUUAUUGGUGCUCGACCUUGUUGUUAUUUUGUUGGUUCCUGAAACUAGAAUAUUGAUGGGGUGGUUGGGCAUUGGGUUAAUCUUGUGGACAGCAAUAAAUUCAUUGCUUAAUUCGUUGAUUGAUUAUUGGGUAGAAGAAGGAAAACAUUAUCAAGAGAUUAGAUUAACUGGGCGCAUUGAAAAGAGAAAGUCUGUUAAAGAAUUGGCGGUGAUUUUACUCAAGGUUGUGUUUGAAAUUUUCAUUCUCUGGAUAAUUUGGUGUAUCAGUUUAACCUUGUGGUUGGCGUGUUUUGACACACAUGAAAAGCCGUGGGGAAAAUUGAUCCCAGUUGACAAUGACCUGUUUAGAGUGCAUUUGGCGUGUUUUGGCGAUGUUCACAAUAGCACGGGAAAAGCAACUCAACCUAUAGUGCUAGUCGAGGGUGGACAAAUUACAUCGAGUGAGGUUUUCCAGGAAUGGAUUGAGGAAUUGUAUCAGUUGGAUAAAGUUGAACGGUACUGUAUUUGGGAUAGACCAGGAUAUGCAUGGUCAGAUUCUGCACCGCCACCAGAUUCUAUUGGGAUUGUUAGUGAAUAUUUAUCUGAGGCGUUGGCCAAGGAGAAGAUUGAAGGACCAUUCACCGUGGUUGGUUUUGAUAUUGGUGGAUUGUACGCCAGGAUGUUUGCCAAUAGGCAUCGUGGUCAAAUCCAGCUGAUUUUAUUGGUUGAUGCAUGGUCUGCCGACCUAUUAAAGAAGUGGCCUUUUAGUGGUGGUAAUGGUAAGAAGAAUGAGUCUUCGAGGGUGUUUAAAAAUGCAUUGGAAGUGAUGGAUAAUAUUACUGGAUUAAAGUUGUGGCUCAAGGGGUUUAUCUCGCCCUUGGGUAUAAUCCCUGACCUUCAUUGGUUUGUACAUCCAAUGAGGUACUCAAGUAAGAGUAGAAUUUAUGGCAGAGAUAUGUAUUGGAGUUCAAGAUACAUUAGAGCCAGAUGUCAAGAGCAAUUGGUUUCGGGAAUACUUUCUUACAAUGAGAUUAAAGAAACUGACAUCAACGAGAUUCCAUUGGGGGUGAUUUCCUCCGAUUUCAUGAUUAAGAAAUCAAUGAACUGGGGUAAAUGGCAACGAGAGUUGACACAUUUGAGUAAAAAGACUGCUGAAUGGGUAGUGGCUGAGAAUAGUGACCAUUUCAUAUGGAGAAGUCCCAAAGGUAGAAGACAAUUGCAGAAUCUUUUGUUGAGAUUGAUUGGCGAGCAGGAAUAUUGA
Lodderomyces elongisporus is the source of this 1731-nucleotide messenger RNA. RefSeq lists its product as uncharacterized. The transcript has a single exon. The record is from RefSeq and is a predicted model, not a curated record. NCBI's taxonomy places the organism in Eukaryota, Fungi, Ascomycota, Pichiomycetes, Serinales, Debaryomycetaceae. The coding region runs from base 1 to 1731 and encodes 576 amino acids.